AGCCACUCACAUGUCAUUUCUCACUCCUCUAAAAAAAACAUGUCAUUUCUCACUCCCCUAAAAAAAACAUGUCAUUUCUCACCCCCUAAAAAAACAAAAAAAAACAUGUCAUUUCUGUGAACUAGAACCGUUAAAGCUGCAAGGACCUGGUCGUCCUCCUCCUCCCUAUUUAUACGCCUCGCCGGCCCAACCUCCUCUGCUUCUUCUUCUUCCCCUGAUUCACAAUUUCUCUGUUUUUCUCUCUCUCACACACACACACUAAAGUCACCACUCACCACCAGCAGCAACAAUUAGCAAGAGUGUGUGUCAGGCGAGUUGAGAUCGAGUCAGGUCAUGGGGGAGGGCAACGAUAAGAAUGCCAAGGAGAAGGAGAAAGGUGGAAAGGAAGAAGGAGGAGGAGUCCAUGGUGAGCAUGAGCAGGCGACCGGCGGGGAGGACGACGGCGUCAAGGCAGGAAAGCAGCAGCAGAAGAAGAAAGCUGAUGGCGCAGGCGGCGGCGGGGCAGAGAAGCAGAAAUCGGUGGUGCUGAGGGUGGAGUUGCAUUGCGAAGGGUGCGCUCGCAAGGUGAAGAAAGCCAUCCAGGUCGCACAAGGCGUGGAGGGCGUUGCGACGGACAUGGCGGCCAGCACGGUGACGGUGAGCGGCGGCGUGGUGGACCCUUGGGAGAUCAAGGAACGCAUCGAGUCGAGGACGCACAAGCCCGUGGCCUUCGUCUCCCCGCCCAAUCCCCCCAAGAAGAAGGACAAGCUGCAGGGCGACGUCCAAGACGUCAACAAGAAACCGGCGGCCGGUGACGACAGGAGCAACAACAAGAAGAAGAACAAGGAGGCUCCGGCGGAAUCGACGGUGGUGCUGAGGAUGGGGCUCCACUGCAACGGCUGCGUUGACCGGAUCAAGCGUACCGCCCACAAGAUCAAAGGCGUGAAGCAGGUGACGGUGGACACGGGCAAGGAGCAAGUGACGGUGAAGGGCACCAUGGACGCCAAUGCCCUCCCCGACGUUCUCAGGCACAAGCUCAAGAAGGAGGUCGUCGUCGUCGUGGUCCCGGCCGCCUCCAACAACAAGGACAAGGACAAGGACAAGAAGAAGCAGGAUCAGGAUGGCGAGGGCGAGAUGAGCAACAACGAGGACAAUGUGGACGAGCAGCAGCAGGGAAGCGGCGGCGUCAAGAAGAAGAAGAAGAAGAAGAACAAGCAGUUGGGAGAGGAGAGUGAUCUGCCGAUGGAGCAGAAGCAGCACAAGGAAGAGGAGUUCCCGGCGACGUACGGCGGCGGCGGGUACCGGGUGGAGAUGCUGCACGCGCCGCAGCUUUUCAGCGACGAGAACCCCAACGCCUGCGCUCUCAUGUGACCGCCCACACGAACCGCAUGCAUGCAUCAAUCAAUUGCUAAUUACCAGUGCAAAUCAUGCUAGUAAUUACAAAUGGAUAACCAGUACGUACUACUCCAGCAUGCAAAUUCAUGAAUGGCAGAUUGUACGUGUUGGUUGGUGCCAUGAUUCAUUGCGGCAUUCAUUGACAAUGCAUCGACGCCGGCCAUGCAUACGGCCGGCCUGCCUCGAUCGAUGUGCCUGCCGUCCGGCCAGGCCAGGCCAGGGGGCGUUAAAUUA
Molecule: messenger RNA, 1608 nt
Organism: Brachypodium distachyon (stiff brome)
Lineage: Eukaryota; Viridiplantae; Streptophyta; Magnoliopsida; Poales; Poaceae
Product: heavy metal-associated isoprenylated plant protein 3
Exons: 4
Coding region: 334-1350 (338 amino acids)
Molecular function (GO): metal ion binding
Source: RefSeq, a predicted model, not a curated record